Molecule: messenger RNA, 2463 nt
Organism: Corticium candelabrum
Lineage: Eukaryota; Metazoa; Porifera; Homoscleromorpha; Homosclerophorida; Plakinidae
Product: transcription termination factor 1-like
Exons: 1
Coding region: 10-2133 (707 amino acids)
Biological process (GO): regulation of transcription by RNA polymerase II
Cellular component (GO): nucleus
Molecular function (GO): RNA polymerase II cis-regulatory region sequence-specific DNA binding; DNA-binding transcription factor activity, RNA polymerase II-specific
Source: RefSeq, a predicted model, not a curated record
GCUAACACGAUGGAGAGAAAGAGUAGAAGUACAUGUACUGGUAGUAACAAGAAAUUGAAAGCAGAAGGAGUGCACCAUGCUUCACUUAGCAGCUUGGGAGAGCCAAGAAAGAGAAAGAAACCGUUCUUGUAUGAAGGAGAAACAAAACAGAAACGAAGAAAACUAGAAGAACAGUUGGAUGGCAACGAUAGUAGUCAGAAGAAACGGAAAAGAAGGAAGCGGUUGCGUGAAGAGCUCGAGAAAGGGACAGUUACAGACAUUAGCAGGGAUGUCCUACCUGAGAAGUUGACUCUAUCAGAUCAAGUUGGUCUAUCGCACAAUGAAAAUGGAAAAAAAAUUAGCAGUUGUUCUGACAAUGAAACGAGGGUUUUCAAAAAUCCACUGGAUCAAGUAGUGGUGAAGAAAACAAAGAAAAAGAAGCAAAAGAAGCAACAGCAAAAACGACAUGCUAGUGAAGGCUACACAAGUGUUGAUGUUACACCUAAUGAAGACGGCGACACUCCCCUUGAUUGUUCAACAAAUGAUAUGAAUGAAUUUCAGUCAACAACUGGUGCCAUGGAACGGACAGAAAAGAAGAAAAAGAAGAAAAAGAAGAAAAGGCAGAACAGACUUGCAGAAACAGAGGAUGUGAGUUGUGCAUCCAUCUAUUCUACUGAUCAAGAAACUUCUCGAAUGAAGAAGAAAAAGAGAAAAAAGAAACACAAGUUGAGUAUGCUACCAAUAGAUUCUUCAAGCAAUGACAAGAUGUGUGACCAAGAAUUCAAUAGUGCCAAUAUUGAUGACGAUGGAAGGCAUCCAGCACGAAAACAGAAGAAACGAAAGAUAACAAAGUGUUUUACUACUGCCAUCAUGAGUGACACUUUAGUAUGUGACAAUCUCAGUGCUUGGGAUGGAUUUGGAAAUAAUGUAGCUCAAACAGGUAAAGUGGCAAGUAAACCGUACCCAAAGUCACAGAAGGAGACAAAGAAAAAGAAGAAAGGGAAGACUCAGAGUGUACAGAAGCAAACGUUCAAAAAGCGUAUUGUCUCUACAGACUACGUAUCAAGUACAGCUUGCUCAUCAUCUGAUGAUGAAGAAACAAGAAAGGAUUCUUGUAGAAGUGGGGAUCAUCAUGACAAUAGUUUUUUAACAUUGACUCACAAUAGACGUGGUAAGACUGUUGGAAGGGAAUUGGAUGACGUACUUGACUUAUUAGAUGAUGAUGAUGACUCUCCAGAUGAAUAUGAAUCUCUACAUAAUUGGCAUGCAACACUAGACUCAAACAGUCGAAAAGAAGCAUAUGAAAGUGGUGCAAAGAAAGGAGUAUUUUCCAAGCAAGAGAUUGAUCAGAUUUCAGCCAAUGUGAAACGAUUCUGCACACGUCACUCAAUCAAAGACCCUGCUGAAAUUGCUGUUGGUGGCUGGUCAAAUAGUACAUAUGGCCGUGCAAAGAGAUCUGCAUUCUUUCGGUUUUCGUGUCGUCAUGUUCCUCGAACUGUGUAUUCGGUAUAUCGAUACCUGAGAAGGAUACUUGACGACACAAACUACAAAGGCAAGUUCACAAGAGAAGAGAGUGAGCAACUAGACAGUCUUUUGUUGUGUCAUGGUUCACAGUGGGAGAUGAUUGGUAAGUUGAUGGAUCGAAGCGGUCAGUCACUGAUUGAUCACAAGAGGUCUGUGAGUGAUACUAAAGGUCCAUGGACUGAGCAAGAGGAGAAGAGUCUUCUAGAGGCGAUAAAGUGGGUAGCAGAACAGAAGGGAUUGCAGUUAGACCAGCUACCAGAUACCGACAUUCCUUGGACGGUUGUUGCCCAGAGAGUAUCAGAACGAACUGUUGUUCAGUGUCGUAGCAAAUGGUUGUUGAAUCUCAAGUGCAAGUUCAGAGAUGGUCGAGUGGAAAAAUGGAGUAAAUUUGAUGAUGUCAAACUUAUCAAUAAAAUUAAUGAAUGUGGGGCUAUGUGUUUUGCUGAUGUGCCAUGGAAUGAUUUUGUUGCUGGUUGGCCAGAAGCUGGAUCGUUUCACAAGGUGAGACAAAGGUUCUCACGUUUGAAACAAAUGGUGCCCGAUGCCAAUGCCAAGACUUUUGAAGAGAUUAUGUCCUAUUUGUAUGAAACUGUAAGACCAAUGUUGUUACCUCCUCAAUAUCAGAUCUAGACCAAACCUCAUAUGUCUGCUGCAGAUGAUUGUAAUGUCAACAUUUCAUAAAUAUCUGCUGAUCACGUCACUACAACACAAAAAAUUGGGUGACUGUUGACAGUUGGAUGUUUAGCCUUCUGUUUGUACCUGUACGUAUGUGCAUCUGCUGAUGUCACAGAACACUUAAUCUGACAUCUGUAUCUACUUUUUUAUGCUGUAACCCUAAGGCUGGCAUUUGUUGUGUAAACACAACCAGGUGUGAUCUAAGGGACAGUAUCCUUAGACCAUGAGUAGGAUUUGGAAUAAAAAGGUAUAAAGUAAUGUAGAGCUCAAUCACUAUUCAUCUUG